This is a messenger RNA of Acanthochromis polyacanthus (spiny chromis), 380 nucleotides long. Its product is annotated as histone H2B 1/2-like. The record is from RefSeq and is a predicted model, not a curated record. Gene Ontology annotation, molecular function: protein heterodimerization activity; DNA binding; structural constituent of chromatin. NCBI's taxonomy places the organism in Eukaryota, Metazoa, Chordata, Actinopteri, Pomacentridae. Gene Ontology annotation, cellular component: nucleosome.
AUGCCAGAACCAGCGAAGUCUGCGCCGAAAAAGGGCUCCAAGAAAGCGGUGAAGAGCGCCGGGAAGGGUGGCAAAAAGAGGAAGCGGACCAGGAAGGAGAGCUAUGCUAUCUAUGUGUACAAGGUGUUGAAGCAGGUCCAUCCAGACACCGGCAUUUCGUCCAAAGCCAUGGGCAUCAUGAACUCGUUUGUCAGCGACAUCUUCGAGCGUAUCGCCGGAGAGGUCCGCCUGGCUCACUACAACAAGCGCUCGACCAUCACCUCCAGGGAGAUCCAGACGGCCGUCAGGCUGCUGCUGCCCGGUGAGCUGGCCAAGCACGCAGUGUCUGAGGGCACCAAGGCCGUCACUAAGUACACCAGCUCCAAGUAAACGAAGUAAAU